This is a messenger RNA of Cornus florida, 2340 nucleotides long. RefSeq lists its product as uncharacterized. The transcript is spliced from 13 exons. Bases 1 to 2340 code for a protein of 779 amino acids. Gene Ontology annotation, cellular component: plasma membrane. The record is from RefSeq and is a predicted model, not a curated record. NCBI's taxonomy places the organism in Eukaryota, Viridiplantae, Streptophyta, Magnoliopsida, Cornales, Cornaceae.
AUGGGUUCUUUGAUGAACCUCUGUUUUGCGCUUUUACUUUCAUGUCUUGUAGUUCUAUGUUCUUGUGAUGAUGAUCUGAGUACUUCUAAUGCCAUCUCACUGUCAACAGUCGGUUGUCCCAAGACUAAGCUCAAGCCCUAUGGCUGGAUUUACAUUAGAGUUGAUCUACCAUCUUGGUACUCCUCGGUUUCGAUUUCGUUACAGUCAGAUGUUAACAUUGAUAUAGAAAGCAUAGGCAAGCAUCCAAGCAAAAAGCUUCCUAUCAUUUGCUUUCGAGAUGGAGGUCCCCCUCUUCCAGAUGUCUCGAAUGAUUCUUUAAAAAGCUUAGUGCUAGAUCACUUCUUUAAAAAUGGAUCUGCUGAAGAUAUACAGUAUCUUCAGAAUGUGGGACAUUGCUAUCCUUUGCAGAAGAAGAUAACAUUGACAAUGACAAAUGAGCUGAUUGCCGCAGGAGUUUUAUAUUUUGGCAUCUUCAAUGGCAUUGGGCCCAUUAGAACUCAAAAAAAGAUGAUUAAUAGAGGUUCAGCACACACCUUCAGUUCCAACAUAACAAUUGUAGGCUGCCCGGAUUCUACAAAGACGGGAGAGUUUUGUUCCAAGACAGUUUAUGAUCUUGUAUGUGGUUAUUAUGAUAUCAACGAGUUUUCACGAAAUGAACAAGUUGCUAGUCAGAUGAUGGACCAAACGGUUGGAGAUGUAGUUUCUUGCAAGAAUUCUCUCGAAGCUUCAUGCUUUGAACUUAUGGAGCAGAAACUCUACUCCUUGAAUUUUGGUGAAACAGCAGAGAAGUUGAUCAUAAUGGUUAAAAGUAGCAAAUUCGAUCAAACAGCUUUUAUCAACUAUACAAUGGAGGCUAGUGGAAUUUCUCUAAUGUGUUAUGCUCGAUAUAGUGCAUUACCAACUCCAACAUUGCACGAUUAUUCCAGCAAUUUAAGCAAAGGGCCUCUAGUUAUUCCCUUGCCAAAGGUUGGUACCUGGUAUUUCAUCAUCCAACCGGUAAAUCAGCCCAAUCUAUAUGGAGGAGGAGUAGAAGAGAAAUCGAAUUUUUGCUAUUCCUUGGAGUGGGAUGUACUUCAAUGUCCUCUGUCAAAGGCCGGACCUAACUGCAAUUGGAAAAGAUACAAGCUUCAGGCAGAUUCUAAAUACAACCAGGCUGUUUCUGAUGAUUACAUAUUAACCGGUGAAGAUAGGGUCAUGGAGUUAGCUAAAUUCACUCUUGAACCCCUUCUGAGCAACUUUUCAUAUGGGGACAAAUCGGAUGUUGCUUGGACUUAUUUUUUUCUGGACAAUCCACCAGGUGCAGCUGGAAAAACUAUUCACAUUCAACUUGUAUCGGACACGAAAAUAAGUUAUGAAAUAUAUGCAAGAUUUGGUGGGUUACCGUCUCUUUAUAAUUGGGACUACUAUUACUCGAGCAAGACUAGCAAUAGCAACAACGGUUCCAUGUUCAAAUUGUAUGAUUCGAAUGAAAGAAGGGUCGAUUUCUACAUCUUGUAUGCUAGGGAAGGAACUUGGAAUUUUGGAUUGAGACACCCAAUUCAUAUUGGUGCUCCACUGAAUCCUCGGACUACCAUGCACAUUUCCAUUGAAAAUUGCCCAAAUCGGUGCUCUGGCCAUGGGACAUGUCAGUCACAGAAUGGUACAACCGGCUUUUUCCUCUAUAGCUACUGCUUAUGCGAUAGAUUCCAUGGGGGCUUCGACUGCAGCGUAGAAAUAUUUCCACAAGCAGUGCAGAGAUGCGAAUCGAUUUUUCUCAUUGCAUCCAAUGCUGCAGCCCUGUUUCCUGCAUUUCGGGCCUUUUCAAAGAAGGCAUAUCUGGAGGCUAUAGUCUUCGCAUUUAGUGGAAUCUCAAGUGCACUUUAUCAUGCUUGUGACGUUGGACUAUGGUGUUCUUUCUCUUUCCAAGUUCUACAGUUUACGGACUUCUGGAUUUCGUUUUUGGCUGUGGUAAGCACAUUUUUAUAUCUACCAACUAUUGGCAACAUCGCGAAGUGGACAAUUCUCUCAAUUGCAGGAAUGAUUACAGCUUUCAUGGCUGCAGUUGAACCAACCAGGUCUAUAAAUAUCGUUAUUGUACUAGCACUUGGAGCUCUAGUUCUUGUUGUUGGUUGGCUUAUAGAGUUUUUCGGUACAAUUGAGCUGCAAUCAUAUUCACUAAGUUCUAGUUUAAACAAUCUUCCAAGACAGCGAAAUUUGAAAGCGUGGUUCAAAAAACUUAUGAGGACACUGUGCGAAAGAUUUCACUGGGGCUAUGUGCUCCUAGGUUCAAUUUCAUUGUCUGUGGCUGUAACUAGCAGGGAAGUAGAAACCAGUCAAAACUACUGGAUUUGGCACAGGUAA